UUGUUCACCGCAUUUAAUAUUUUACAGCGAUGGAAAAUUCUGAUACAUACUUCUUUAAAGGUAAAGCGAGAUACGUUCCCGUCUGUAGCUACUAAUCUUGCCGCUGUAUCGCCAUGGGCUGUGCAUUGUGUCACAGAAAGAGUGGCUCGGGGAGAUGCAGUUUCUGCAAAUAAUGAGGAUGAGAGAAGUGUUUUGCGCCUGAUGAAGGAAGUACAAGUAAUAACUUCGAAUGUUCCAGGUUCUGCACACAUGAGAGUGAACAUGCGAAAUGAAAUCUGUGGUUUAAUGUGUGAUCGAGGCUUACUGAGUUUCUACAUCACGAUCAACCCAGCAGACAUAUACAACCCUCUUGUUAAAUUUCUUGCUGGUGCCAAGAUAGAUGUUGACAUUCUCUUACCAGAACAGGUGCCAAAUUUUCAUGAUCAGUCGAUUCUUGUCGCUCAAAAUCCUGCUGUUGCAGCUAAGUUUUUCAAUAUCUAUAUGAAAACAUUCAUUAAA
This is a messenger RNA of Suillus subalutaceus, 498 nucleotides long. RefSeq lists its product as uncharacterized. Lineage: Eukaryota; Fungi; Basidiomycota; Agaricomycetes; Boletales; Suillaceae. The transcript has a single exon. The annotation marks the transcript as partial. The record is from RefSeq and is a predicted model, not a curated record.